Messenger RNA from Cherax quadricarinatus, 699 nucleotides. RefSeq lists its product as uncharacterized. Lineage: Eukaryota; Metazoa; Arthropoda; Malacostraca; Decapoda; Parastacidae. Gene Ontology annotation, cellular component: Golgi membrane. The record is from RefSeq and is a predicted model, not a curated record. Gene Ontology annotation, biological process: vesicle-mediated transport; protein secretion.
UAAUGGACUCUUUCCAAUUUCUAGGCAUCCAAUGGUGACUUUGUUUCAUCUUAUGUUUCGUACCGCUGCUCUGGUUGUGUACGAGUUGUGUGGGUUUGUUAGCAAUGGCUUCAUUGGUCCAUUCAUUACCAUUGUCAUACUUCUCUCUAUGGACUUCUGGACAGUCAAGAACAUUACAGGACGUCUUAUGGUUGGCCUUCGUUGGUGGAAUUACAUAGAUGAUGAGGGUCAGAGCCAUUGGGUGUUUGAAGCCCGUAAGGGUCGAGUGUCACAGACUGAAGUGCGAGUAUUUUGGGUCUCCCUGGUUGCCUUCCCUCUCAUCUGGUCCAUCCUCUUCCUCAUUGCAGUUGCUUUUUUCGAAUUCAGAUGGGCUAUGGUUGUAUUGAUUGCCCUUUCCUUAACCGGUAGCAAUUUAUAUGGUUAUGUACGGUGUAAGUUUGGCAAGUCUGAGAGUAUUACACAGACUUUUAAGAAUAUGACAACAGGAUUGGUUCAGAAGCAAAUGAUGAGCAAUAUUGCUAAUAUGUUCACACGAACACCACCUACAACGGCUCCCAACACUACUGUGUGAAAGACUGAGAAACUAAAAAAACUGAAGAAUCGUGAAAAUAUUCAUAUGUAUGCAUUGAGUCACUUAAUAAAUCUGUUAUUAGCUAUAUAUGUUCAAAACAAAUUAAUUACAAUAAACAUUUGUUUUUA